ACGCAUUCUUCUUACAGGGUAUUUACUCUUACAGGGUAUUUUUUCUUACUUCAAGUCCCGACUGUUGAAGGUGGAAGUGAUCUCGGGCAACAGAAAGGGACGUUAUAGAUUUGUCCUUUCUUUGUUAGUCUGUUCUCGCUACAAGCUGACAAUGAGCUCGGAGAAGCUGCUUAACGUAAGCGAAGUUGCCAGCCGGGCCCGCCGAGACCGACCCGCGGCCCGACCGGUGACGGUGGCCGUGGCGGCCGGGGCGGGGGUGCUGGUGGUGGCGGCCCUCGUCUUCCUCGCUCACGAAGUUAAGCAUGUCCGUGAGAAGUCUUUCCAAGAUGUUUCUCAACUGAAGGACCAGAUCCUGACGCUGAAGGAUCGUACCUUGGCCAUGGAGAUCCAGCAACGUGCCUCUAUUGGAGACAAGGAGGAAGCGUCCUCGCACAAGGAGGAAAUAACGGCCCUGAAAAUCCACCUGUCGUCUCUGAAGACGGAGUUACAGAAGGAGAAAGCUGACGGGGCGUCUUUGAGGGAGAGACUGGCUGUGCUGGAAACCAAGUUCCAACUCGGGCAUGCUGAGGAACACAACUUCGGGAACUUUCGAGAGGGCGAGAAGUCGAACCAAGCUGACAGUGUCCCUGAACACAACGCCACCUUGCGGAGGUACAGGCGUUCCGACAACUCCGUCACGACACCUGCAGGUCCCUUCCGGGGUCCCGAAGGACCGGCCGGACGAGACGGGCGGGACGGCCGUGAUGGUGUUCCCGGGCCGCCCGGACCUCCAUGCGGAUGUGGAGGGUUUGGGGAGCCGUCUUGUGAACAGGGUCCACCUGGACCAGAGGGCCCGCCUGGACCAGAGGGCUCGCCUGGAGCACAGGGCUCUCUUGGUGCACAGGGACCGCCUGGACCAGAGGGCCCGCCUGGAACACAGGGCCCGCCUGGACCAGAGGGCCCGACUGGACCAGAGGGCUCGCCUGGACCAGAGGGCUCGCCUGGAACACAGGGCUCGCCUGGACCAGAGGGCCCGCCUGGACCAGAGGGCUCGCCUGGACCUGAGGGCCCGCCUGGACCAGAGGGCUCGCCUGGACCAGAGGGCCCGACUGGACCAGAGGGCUCGCCUGGGGCAGAGGGCUCGCCUGGUGCACAGGGCUCGCCUGGACCACAGGGCUCGCCUGGACCAGAGGGCUCGCCUGGACUAGAAGGCCCACCUGGAGCACAGGGCCCGCCUGGACUAGAUGGCCCGCCUGGACCACCUGGAGUAAAUGGAUCAAGCACAGAUGACCACAACUACCGUGAUAUGCUGGCACAGAGCAUCUGUACAGCGGUCACCAACAGAGUAGCAUACAUCUUCACCAUCCGUCGGGAUUGUAGUCCUAACGGGGACAGGCAGACGUGCAACGACAUGUGCACCUCCCACAAAAAUGUCUUCGGACAGGGAAGCACCUCAGAGUGCUUUGAUGCCGUGCAUGUGUACGGGAAUCGGCCGGUCCUUUCAUCCGACCACAACACUGACACUGGAAAACUUGGCCCUGCCGCAUAUCGCUAUCUCAACGAUGGUUGUGCCCAUCCCAACUGCGGGCCGAACUACUGUUGCUGUCGCGUUCGCUAGCUCUAGCAUCUUCCCAAGAUUAGAGAGAAUAUAGUCAAGAUUAGAGAGAAUAUAUGUCAAGUGAAUAUAUAUCAAACAGCACGUCUAACCAAUAUCUAUCAAAUCCAGAUCUAUUCAAUUCUUAGGUUAUGUUCUUUUGUUUCCGAAAAUAAUACAAUAGACACUUUCAGACAUGUUUCCUUUGCUUUAACCAUUAAUUAACAAACUUUUUAUCACUUGAACCUGGAAGAAUUUUUCUGAGUAUUACUCAAGUUGUUUUGUAAUUGCUUCUACGACUCCGAGACUUUGUUAGUUCGACGUGCUGUACAAUAAACAAGAGAGAAUUUUUGUAUGACCAUAUUGUCUCUGCAAGGUUUGUGCAAAUUCGUUGUGCUGCACAAUAAACAAUCUUAAGCCCUUGAAAGGUCA
This is a messenger RNA of Branchiostoma floridae (Florida lancelet), 2005 nucleotides long. RefSeq names its product collagen alpha-1(XXIII) chain-like. Bases 152 to 1597 code for a protein of 481 amino acids. The record is from RefSeq and is a predicted model, not a curated record. The transcript is spliced from 6 exons. NCBI's taxonomy places the organism in Eukaryota, Metazoa, Chordata, Leptocardii, Amphioxiformes, Branchiostomatidae.